AUGGACAACGCCGAGAACCGAGGCCGUCAAUCAAGGCUACAGCCGCCUCAAGUACAUGCAGCAUCCGCGAUCACUGGACCGACAACGGCAUGUCUCCAGGCGAUUAGCGACUCCCAGAACAAUGCGCGGGCUCAACCCACUGGUAUUCCCCAGAAGCGUCCUCAUAAAGGGAGCGUAUCCCAACCAGAACAGAAGCGCAAGACCCUAGCGGAGAAGGCGGGCGAGCCACUCAAGCCCGCCAACCCUCCCAUGAAUGGCAACCUCGUCCGAGCGAGUAGUGUCAAAGGAUCGUCAAUGACCAGCCUAGCCGCCAGUCGACCUCCCACCUCAUCCCGACAUGCGCCGCCCGGCAGCUUUGGUCGGAGCAUCGGCCCAACUACUCGUCCGACGUCGACAGGCAGAGCUCCGACGUCAAUGGGUUUUGUAUCUCCCAACACUCGUCCACGCGGGCUAACCCGCACCCGGCCUGCAACGUCUAUGGCGCACCGGGAGAUGGAAGAGGAAGGUCAGGUCCGGUCAGGCAAGGGUACAGAAUUUCCCCCUGUUUUCCCAUCCCGCAUCCCACAGUCGCACAAGGUGCGAAAUGCCGCCCGCCAGUAUUCAGUAAUCUCUCAGUCCCAGUCGGGCAUCCACAGUAUCCUUGAGCCGAGCAAGUGUUUAGAAGACGUCUUUCUCGACAACCAGCCUCCUGAAAACGUCCAAGAAGGCCGAGUGUCGGAUGUCCCGAAGGACAGCAGUCUUCCCAUUAAGUAUUGCCGCGAUGAAGCGGCCAGAGGAACCCCAUCCCAGCCCGCCGAUGCGCAGAGACCACCCCCAACGACACCAACAACACCGCCAACUGUUACGAAGUUUUAUGCAGCGUAUGAGUCGGCAAAGGCGAAGACGAAGUCGUGGAGCACUCUCAAGGCAUCUGCUUUUCGAAAUUAUUAUCUUUGCAAGGACUCGACCGUAACAUCUUUCACAGUUUCGGAUGUCGACAAUCGGAUAAACCAACUCGACAGCGAAGUCAAAGCCAUGAAAGAGACGUUCGAUCUUACUCUAGCCGACAAGCAAAACAUGGAGGCGGCCAUCUCGGCGGAAAAAAGGAAAGUAUAUGAUCUUGAGAUGGAGCGUCAGCACCUUAUGGACCACAAUUCCCAGCUUAAGGGGCAACUAGACCUCCAACGGCAAGAAAACAGCUCACUGCAGCAAGAGAAGCAAUCUUUAGUGUUCGACCUUGAGGCAGAGCAAAGGAGGCAGAAAUAUGCCAUUGAAGACCGGCAGCGAGAACACAAACACGAGGUUGACGAAAUUCGACACCAGUUCAAAGGAGAACUAGACCGACUGGUACGAGAGCAUGGGGAGGCCUUGGAGACAUUGGAACGACAGUACCACUCUAAGCUCGCCGAUGAGCACGCACAGAACUCCAAGGAGCUUCAGGAACUGCGCUCCAAGCUCGGGGCGGAGCAACAGGACCUGAACCUAGAGCUACUCAAGAAGGAGCGCGAGAUCCAGGAAAUGCGGUCACAAACCGAGGUACUCAAGUCAGAUCUGGACCGCGAGCACACCCUUAAGACAGCUCUCCAGCAGCAGAUUGCCGAAAUGACGACGACAAGUAUGACCCUGGAAGAGCGACUGCGCGGGCUGCGGGCGAAGAUUGAUUUUCUCGAAUCGGACAACAAGCAGCAAGCGGACUCCUUUGCCAGUAUGGAAGCCCGUCUUCAAGAAGCUCUACAGAUCGCCGAAGAAGCGCGGCAGAAGCUGAUCAAGGAGGAGACGGAGCGCCGGGUACUUUUCAACAAGUACCAAGAGCUAAAGGGCAACAUCCGGGUCAUGUGCCGAGUUCGGCCGGUGCUUGACUCAACGGAAGGAGAGGAGGCUCGGAUCGCGUUCCCCGACGUCAAGACGUCGUCGCAAAUUGAUGUGACAGGCCCAGAGGAGAAGAGUAGCCUCGGCGCCAUCAGCCGCAAGGUGCUCCCCUUUGAGUUUGACCGAGUGUUCGACCCGUCGGUGCACAACGAGGAGGUAUUUGGCGAGAUCUCGCAACUUGUACAGAGCGCGCUCGAUGGAUACAACGUGUGCAUCUUUUGCUACGGCCAAACGGGAUCCGGCAAAACGUACACUAUGUCCUCGGCGGAUGGUAUGAUCCCGAGAGCCACGCACAUGAUCUACGACACUAUCACCAAGCUGCAGGAGAAGUCUUGGACGUACACGAUGGAGGGUAGCUUUGUUGAGGUGUACAACGAGGAGCUACACGAUUUGCUUACGCCGGGCCGCGAGUCGGACAAGGACAGCCGGAAACGGCCCGAAAUCCGGCACGAUGACGUGCGCAAGCAGACCACCGUUGUCAAUUGCAAGACGGUCGCACUCGACUCGCCUGAAAGGGUGGAGGCAAUGCUGAAGCAGGCGCAAAACAACCGGAGUGUGGCGGCGACUAAAGCCAACGAGCGCUCCUCGCGAUCCCACUCGGUAUUCAUCCUUAAGCUAGUCGGCUACAACAGCGCGACGGGCGAGCGUUGUGAGGGCACACUCAACCUGGUCGACCUGGCCGGCUCGGAGCGGCUCAAGCACUCGCAGGCAGAGGGCGAGCGGAUGCGUGAGACACAAAACAUCAACAAGAGCCUCGCGUGCUUAGGGGAUGUCAUUGAGGCUCUAGGCCGCGGGUCCGGCCACGUGCCGUACCGCAACUCCCGCCUCACGCACCUGCUACAGUACUCGCUAGGCGGCAACUCCAAGACCCUCAUGUUUGUCAUGGUCAGUCCGCUAGAGGCGCAUCUAAAGGAGACAAUUACCAGCUUGCGGUUUGCGACGAAGGUACACAAUACUCACAUUGGGACGGCUAAAUCGACCAAGAAGCUUGGGAGUUCCACGCCCGACUCUGGCCGUUGA
Messenger RNA from Dichotomopilus funicola, 2868 nucleotides. RefSeq names its product P-loop containing nucleoside triphosphate hydrolase protein. NCBI's taxonomy places the organism in Eukaryota, Fungi, Ascomycota, Sordariomycetes, Sordariales, Chaetomiaceae. Gene Ontology annotation, cellular component: microtubule cytoskeleton. Gene Ontology annotation, biological process: microtubule-based movement. Gene Ontology annotation, molecular function: microtubule motor activity; ATP binding; microtubule binding. Bases 1 to 2868 code for a protein of 955 amino acids. The record is from RefSeq and is a predicted model, not a curated record. The transcript is spliced from 6 exons.